Molecule: messenger RNA, 639 nt
Organism: Staurois parvus
Lineage: Eukaryota; Metazoa; Chordata; Amphibia; Anura; Ranidae
Source: the annotation of a GenBank genome assembly
AUGCUGCACACGUUUUGGGUUGAUGCUGAGAAUUAUUCCGAUGUAACAAGGCCCUGGUACUCGUCACACACUCCUUUCCCUCUGAGAUAUUACCUGCCUGGGAAGAUGUCCAGAGAGGCUUUGAACAGGAUCCUGGUGACCAAAGGGCAGCCUCCUCUGUACAGUCUCAAUGAAGUAGAAGCUCAGGUUUACAAAGAUGCCAAGGAAUGUCUAAAUCUCCUCUCCAGCAGACUGGGAGCAUCGCGCUUCUUUUUUGGAGAAAUACCAACAUCUUUGGAUGCUUUUGUCUUUGGUUUCCUGGCUCCUCUCUAUAAAGCUCACCUUCGCAAAGUCCAGCUGCAAGAACAUUUAAAGCAGCUUCCAAACUUGUGUGAAUUUUGUGAUCGUAUCCUUGGUGCCUAUUUCACAGAGAAUGCUGAAGGUUCAUCUCCUGCUGGACAGGAAUCAAUAGAUGCAAACUUACAGAAACUAACACAGCUUGUAAAUAAGGAAUCCAACCUCAUAGAAAAGGUUAUAACCCAUUUCUUCUUUCUCAUUUCCUUUCUACUAACCUGUGUUUAUAAGAAGCAUUCCUUUCCUUGUUUCAUCUUUCUACUGAUCUCUAACUAUACGUUUUUAGUAAUGGUAAUAGUACAAUAG